AUGGUUUCUGUUGUACGGCGCUUUCACUCGGUUUUGGCAUCCAGCCAACUGGCAGCUCUCGAAAGCUACAUCCGAGCGCCCAAGCGACUCGUGCUUGAAGACAAGUUCAGUGUCGAAAAAGUCUCCGAUUUAUUGAUUUCCAUUCCCACUCGAGAUGGCACCCGUCGCCCUUACCAGCCACCCAAGUCUGGCGACCUAGUGGGAAAUGGCUGGCAUCUAGCCUUUUUUCAUCCCAGAACACCCGAAAGCCAGCUUGCAGAAGACGGCACGGAUGGCGUCGUCGAAUUCGGACCACCAAGUCCGUUUACUCGACGAAUGUGGGUCAGUGGCCGCAUAUGCUGGGAUGUGAAUCAUCCACUGCGCGUCGGAGACAAAGCCAUUUCCACUUCGCAUUUUGGAUCUGUCCAAAAGAAAGGCUUUGAAACCAGCAAUCCCAUGGUCUUCGUCACACAGAAGAUAAAUAUAACGACCGCGGGGCAAUCAACCUCUUCGAUAACCGAAGAAAGGUCGCAUGUAUAUGUGGGCGAGUCCGUAGCUCCCUCUUCAACUCCGCGAGUGGUCAGAGACAUCCCAGCCACUUCAGACUUUUCUUUUGGUUUUACUCCGACGCUUACGACUCUUUUCCGUUUCUCAGCUCUCAUGUUCAACGCCCACCUCAUUCACCUUGAUUUAGACUGGGCCCAGGCAAAACGCGGCUACCCAGAGAGGCUUGUUCAUGGUCCACUCACAGCACUGAUGAUGCUCGAAGCCGCCCAGUUGCACAAACCGGAGGCGGAGAUCAUUGAAUUCGACUAUCGUGCUCGGAAUCCCAUGAUAGUGAAUGAAGGGCUCACAUUUAAUGUGAAAUGGGGAGAGGACAAUACUGCGGUGUUGUGGUGCGCGAACGAAAAGGGUGUUGUCGGUAUGACUGGGGCGAUCAAGAUACGCGAACCAAUAAUGGCACCGAAGCCCGCAUCCACCGCUGGAAAAGCACCUGCAUCGACUGCUGGCAAAGCUCCCGCCAAGAGUGAAGGCUCGAAGGCCGGGAAGAAAACCGCCACCAAGAAAUCGGCAGCACCAGCUGCUGACGGCGAGAAGAAGAAGCGCAAGAAGGUCCGCAAGGAGACGUACUCGUCCUACAUCUACAAGGUGUUGAAGCAAGUCCACCCUGACACUGGUAUCUCGAACAAGGCCAUGGCGAUCCUGAACUCGUUUGUGAACGACAUCUUUGAGCGUAUUGCCACAGAAGCGUCGAAAUUGGCCCAGUACUCGAAGAAGUCAACGAUCUCGUCGCGCGAAAUUCAGACGAGUGUUCGCCUCAUUCUACCUGGAGAAUUGGCGAAGCAUGCUAUCAGUGAAGGCACCAAGUCGGUCACUAAGUUCUCGUCGGCGACUACCACCAAGUGA
Mycena indigotica is the source of this 1386-nucleotide messenger RNA. Its product is annotated as Histone H2B. Gene Ontology annotation, cellular component: mitochondrion; nucleosome. Lineage: Eukaryota; Fungi; Basidiomycota; Agaricomycetes; Agaricales; Mycenaceae. Bases 1 to 1386 code for a protein of 461 amino acids. The transcript is spliced from 9 exons. The record is from RefSeq and is a predicted model, not a curated record. Gene Ontology annotation, molecular function: DNA binding; protein heterodimerization activity; structural constituent of chromatin.